UCCAUCUCCAUUUCCAUCUCCUUUCUUCUUUCUUUUGUUUUCCUUUGUUUGGUUUCUUGAUUUUCUCCUUAUAUAUAUAUAUUUAAUUUCAUAAAUAGAUUAGUUUUGGGUAGUUUUGGAUGGGUUGAUUUGGUCAGUUUACUUCUUUUUUAUCCGUAAUCUUUUCAUCAACCCCUUUGUAUUGUGUUCGUAAUUAUUACUAUUCUUUCAAUCUUUGAACUUAUACGUUUGAUUUUGGAUAACCCUUUUGAGAUAAUUGGGUGAAAAUCUGAAGCUUUUGAUUGUUUUACGAUGAGGAGAGGAAGAGGUGCCACGGCAGCAACCGCCGUAGCUUCAAAACCGGCACUAGAACCCAACGGAUCUAUUAAAGAACCAAGAUACAGAGGGGUUAGGAAAAGACCAUGGGGUAAAUUUGCAGCUGAGAUCAGAGACCCAUGGAAAAAGACCCGAGUUUGGUUAGGGACCUUCGACUCAGCCGAAGAAGCAGCUCGAGCCUACGAUGCGGCGGCGAGGUCACUCCGUGGACCGAAAGCUAAAACAAAUUUUCCCAUCAAUUCGUCGAAUAUCCCAGCUUUUCCUUUCGAAACACAUCAUCGGAACAACGAUGGGUUCGUCGACCACCCCCACCACCACCGGUUGUAUGCGAUGGGUGAUUUUCAAGACUCGGAAGUGAAUCCGCAAAGACCCACUAGGAGUGGCAUGAGUAGCACGGUGGAGUCGUUUAGUGGGCCGAGACCGGUUCAACCGCCGCAAAAAUCGGCGGAUUUUGCGGUAUUUUCGACUAGGAAGUAUCACCCGAGGACGCCGCCGAUGGUGCCGGAGGAUUGCCACAGUGACUGUGAUUCGUCGUCGUCGGUUGUUGAUGAUGGGGAUAUCGCGUCGUCUUCGUGUAGGAAAACGUUGCCUUUUGAUCUCAAUUUUCCACCGUUGGAUGAUCUUGAUGAUCUCCAAUGUACCGCUUUAUGUCUUUGAUCAGCGAUGAUGAUGAUGAUGAUGGUGAGAUGGUGAUGAUCAAUUAUUGAAUCUUUUUCUUUUUCCUUUUUUUUAAGCGGAAGACGAAAAAAAAACGAAAAAAAAAGAAAAAAAAAAGGAUGAGACAUGAUUAAGAUGAAAUGUUCUUAAUCUCCGUAUGAGUAUGAAAUAUGAUCCCUUUGAUUUUAUCAAAUGAUGAAUAUGAUGAUGAUCUUUGUUUUUAGAAAUAUGAUGAUGGUGAUUUAGGGUUUGUGAUGUUAUAUCCCAGAUCUGAGUUCAUUUCCUUUGUCUAAAAUUUUGCUCUAAUUCAAUCUCCUCUCAAAUGGAUCAAAACCCCACAUUUUCCGUCAUUUUCUCUGUCUUUUUUCCCUAACUUUCUGUUUUUUUGUAAUGCAAAAAGUAAAAUUAUGAGACAGAUUAAAAUGAAAAAUGGGUCAUAAUUCUUUGUUGUUAGAAAUAUAAUGAUGUUAUUAGAUCUGGGUUUAUUCAGCUUCUUGUGACAGAUCUUUCAUUUGCAUAAAUGUCAUCAACUUUAGUUCAUUUUUCUCUUUUUUCUUGCUUUGAUCUUCAAUGCAAUGCUUUCUUGUGGUUUGUUUCUGUUUGCAUGCCUGUCAUUUGCUUCUUUUGUUCUUGAUUCAAGUCUUGUUUUCAUGUACUCCAUUUACAAAAAAAAAAAAAAAGGGUAGAUUUUCAUAUUUUUGCAUCUUACUUGGAUUGUGGGUAUUAAUGUGGUAGCUGUAUCAGUUAGAGGUGGAGAAGAAAGAGAAUUUUUCGCAAUUAAUUCAAUCACAAGGCAGAGUAUUUUUCAUUCCUUAGCUGUGAAUCAAUUCAAUGUACCAAAUUUCAAAAUUUUUCAUCAUGCUUUCUCCUGGCUUCCAUCAAAGAAAAAAACAAAAAAGGAAUGAUCAUUGCUUGGUUCUUGAUUUUCAAUCAUCUUUGGUUAAAUUUGAAGGCACCUUGAAAUCUGAUCUAACUUAAUGGAAUUUUGCACUAUGGUGAGUGAUGUGUUGUGAUUUUUUCACAAGUUUUUUCUUCUGGGUUUGACUAAUAAUGACCUAUUUGAGAAUUGGGGAUGAUUCAAGGAUGCAUCCCAAUGUAAUAUAACCCAUUUGCGUAGAAUUUUUGCAAUUGCAAAUUUGACCUUU
Molecule: messenger RNA, 2117 nt
Organism: Durio zibethinus
Lineage: Eukaryota; Viridiplantae; Streptophyta; Magnoliopsida; Malvales; Malvaceae
Product: ethylene-responsive transcription factor 3-like
Biological process (GO): regulation of DNA-templated transcription
Molecular function (GO): DNA-binding transcription factor activity; DNA binding
Source: RefSeq, a predicted model, not a curated record